This is a messenger RNA of Australozyma saopauloensis, 768 nucleotides long. RefSeq lists its product as uncharacterized. Gene Ontology annotation, biological process: fatty acid beta-oxidation using acyl-CoA dehydrogenase; amino acid catabolic process. Gene Ontology annotation, cellular component: mitochondrion. The transcript has a single exon. Gene Ontology annotation, molecular function: electron transfer activity. The record is from RefSeq and is a predicted model, not a curated record. Lineage: Eukaryota; Fungi; Ascomycota; Pichiomycetes; Serinales; Metschnikowiaceae. Bases 1 to 768 code for a protein of 255 amino acids.
AUGUCCAGCAAAUUGAAGAUUCUUGUCCCCCUCAAAAGAGUCAUUGAUUUCGCCACCAAGCCCCGCAUCAACAAGGCCGGCACCGGCGUGGAAACCACCGGAGUCAAGUUCAGCAUGAACCCAUUCUGUGACAUAGCACUUGAGGAGUCCUUGAGAAUCAGAGAAGCCAACAAGGACAUCGUGGAGAAAAUCCACGCCGUCUCCAUUGGUCCAACCAAAGCACAAGACAUCUUGCGCACUGCUCUUGCCAAGGGUGCAGACACCUCCACUUUGGUGGAUGUAGGAAACGAGGAGGUUGAGCCAUUGAUCGUGGCCAAAUUGCUCCAAAAGGUCGUCGAGAAGGAACAGUCCAACUUGAUCAUCUUGGGAAAACAGGCCAUUGACGAUGACGCCAACCAGACGGGCCAAAUCCUUGCGGGUUUGUUGAACUGGCCCCAAGCCACCAAUGCUUCCAAGGUGGAAAUCGACGGCACAAAAGUUACCGUCACCAGAGAGGUCGAUGGCGGUUCGGACACGUUGAGCGCCGAGUUGCCCAUGAUCAUCACCGCGGACUUGCGUUUGAACGAGCCAAGAUACGCCACGUUGCCAAACGUCAUGAAGGCCAAGAAGAAGCCUUUGGAGAAGUUGAAGUCCAGCGACUUGGGCGUCGAGCUUGUGAGCCGUUUGGAAACACUCAAGGUUGAGGAGCCCCCUGCACGUGCCGCCGGUGUUAAAGUGGGCAGCGUCGAUGAGUUGGUUUCCAAGUUGAAGGAGGUUAAGGCCAUCUAA